AUGGUGGAACGGGGAGGGCCGGGCGUGGUGAGCGGAGAAUUCAGUUGGAAAAUGGUAAGGAGGCAGGGAGAGCGGGCCGUGGUGAAACCGCCCAGAGCGGCGCAGCGGGUUGAUAGAGGUGGUGUGGCGCGUGGAGAGUGGAUGGACGGUGCUUGGCUGGCAGAGCGGAGCAGUUGAAUCCUGAGGAGAACGCUACGCUCGCAGCAACUA
Gryllus bimaculatus (two-spotted cricket) is the source of this 210-nucleotide messenger RNA. The record is from the annotation of a GenBank genome assembly. Lineage: Eukaryota; Metazoa; Arthropoda; Insecta; Orthoptera; Gryllidae.